Messenger RNA from Durio zibethinus, 1755 nucleotides. RefSeq names its product two-component response regulator ARR17-like. Lineage: Eukaryota; Viridiplantae; Streptophyta; Magnoliopsida; Malvales; Malvaceae. The record is from RefSeq and is a predicted model, not a curated record. Gene Ontology annotation, biological process: phosphorelay signal transduction system; cytokinin-activated signaling pathway.
UUCUCUCUUUCUUUCCCUUUCCUUUUCUUUCUUUUUCUUUUUCUUUUUUUUUCUUUUCCUUUUUAUUUGCUGCAAAAUACAGUUGCCUCUCUCACCUACUUCAUAAAAACCUAGGGAAACAACCUUUUUUUUUUUUUUUUUUCUCUCACACACUCUUCAUUCAUAUUCCAUCAUCAAAGGCAUUUCAAUUCUCCCUUUCCUUUCUUCUUUCUUUCUUUCUCUUCAUAGCUGGGCUGUAUAAAAGGCCUGCAAGAACAUACUAUAUACCAAUUACAACAAUAAUCAACAAGAAAAACUAGUUUUUUUGCUUCAUCAGAAGUUUUAAGAGGUUGGCUGAUCGAGUAAUAGUAUUGGGUUUAGUAUUAGAGUUAUAAGUUUUGUUUUGACAGUGAUGGAGUUGAUGAAAUCAGACAAUAUUAUUCAGGACAGAUCCGAACAGCAACAAGAACAAGAAAUGCAGCAACGGCAGCAGCAACAACAAGAACAGCAUCACUUUCAUGUGUUGGCAGUUGAUGACAGUGUUAUAGACAGAAAGUUAUUGGAGAAGCUCCUUAAAGUUUCUUCAUACCAAGUGACCUGUGUUGACUCCGGGGAUAAAGCUUUGGAAUAUCUUGGCCUGCUCAAUAACUUGGACCCUCACUCAACAGCUUCUUCUUUUUCUUCUACCUCAUCUUCGUGUUCCCAGCCUCCGCAACAAGAGGGACUUAAAGUCAACUUAAUCAUGACAGACUUCUGUAUGCCCGGAAUGAGCGGCUAUGAUUUACUCAAACGAGUCAAGGGAUCUUCUUGGAAAGAUGUACCAGUCGUGGUCAUGUCAUCAGAGAAUGUACCUUCAAUAAUCAGCAUGUGCCUAGAAGGAGGAGCAGAGGAAUUCCUGCUAAAGCCUCUUCAACUAUCAGACCUUGACAAGAUUCAAACUUACCUUCUGAAAUCCCUUCAUCAUUCUUGUACAAACAUCGACAAAACAGACUUGAUCGAUCACGUCGAUGAAGACAUCAACAAUAACAACGACGACAACAACAAUAAUAAUAACAGGUAAUAGUAAUAAAAGCAACACUAAUUUUAGCAAAAGAAAGGCUAUAUCUUCUGAAGCUACGGAGAGAAGACCAAAAAUGAAAGGACUAGCAGUUGUCGUAUGAAAAUGUUAUAAUUAAUGGUGCAUUUUCUUAUACUCGGGGAGUGUAUUGACUUGGUUAAUGCCAAUAUCAAAAACCGAGAGGAUUUAAUUUUGGCUUAUUAUAAUGUUUUAGCUAUUAUAUAUUAAUUACGUAAUCAAUUUAGUAGGAUAACAUGAAAAUAAUGUAAAUUGCUGAUUCGACAUGGUAAAAUCAUGCUACAAGAGGAGAUGAAGAGAUUUGACAUGAUUAGAAUCAUACUAAAGAGCAAUUGAGGAACGGAGAAGCUGUCAAAAUUGACUUGAAUUUGAAAAAAUUUCACUGAACUUGUUUAACUCGAAUCCAGAAGACUUAAAUUCGAAUGAUUUAAAUUUAAAAUGAUCCGACUUCAAACAAUCCAAAAGAGAAAUUAGAAAUUACUUAGAACUCAAAUAAUUUAACUAUCAAACUUUAAAGAGACAAGUGCAAGAUGAACCAAACGCAAAACUUUUUGAACUUUCAUUAACCUAAGAUUACCCAAACAAAAGGAACUCAACCUAAACCAAACUUGGCCCACCUAUUUGACACUUUAUAAAUGAUUCAUUAUUAUUUUUAUUAAUUAAUAGCUCAAAUGCUCAAAUGCAAACUUAUACUAAUUAAU